This is a messenger RNA of Lindgomyces ingoldianus, 1389 nucleotides long. RefSeq lists its product as uncharacterized. Bases 1 to 1389 code for a protein of 462 amino acids. The transcript is spliced from 18 exons. The record is from RefSeq and is a predicted model, not a curated record. NCBI's taxonomy places the organism in Eukaryota, Fungi, Ascomycota, Dothideomycetes, Pleosporales, Lindgomycetaceae.
AUGAAUAAUGAAGAAGUAUUUGGUAUGACAAAAUGUUCAAAUUUGAUGAAGAAUAGUGACGAAGGUGUACAUAUAUUGCUUUCCUUCGUGACCCCCAAACGAUCCAUAAAUAGGACGGAACCUGCGGAACGCCAGCUGCUAAUAGACGAUGUUAGCUUCCGCAUCCCCCCCCCAACCUCGCCCUUUGAAAUUCAGCACCGCAAACUAACUUAUUCAUAUAGAAAUUUAAAUCGCCAGACACGUAUUCUAAGACGCCUUACAGCUUCGCUACGUGCACUGCGCAUUUACAACUUCCCCCCGCUUUCUCUCCCUGGUGCUGGUGUUUUUAAAGCCUACCUGGUCAAGACGCUCGUACAUCAUACUGUCAGUACAAUACAUCGAACCAGAUACCUCAGAAGCUCAGAUUUCUCAGUAGUUCUGAGCAAAGUCACUUAUCAGUUCUCCAUUCUGGUGCCCGUCGCCGAGACACCUACGUAUUGUUCCACCGGAUGGCUUCUGCUUCCUCCACCAAUCCCCGAAGUAUUCAGUAAUGAAACCUACUUACACACAGCGAUGUUGAGAGGUACUACCCACAGUAGGCUCUCAUUGACGCCGGCGGAUAGUAGUAUGUCUCUCGAGUCUGAUUCAUGUUCAAGCCAAGCCUCGACUCCCUUCGAUGCUAUCGUGCUCUCACUUUCAACACCAGCUUCGCUAAAAGCUGGGUUAAAACCGCAGUAUGGGACCGUACCACUAUUCUGGUUUCCUUCCUCCCAUGCAACCUAUUUGGCAAAAUUGAUCUACAUACAAUUUACUGUGACACCAACAAUUUUCAUCGCCGACGCCUUUCUCACUACCAUCACCGGCAUUUCCAUCCACGAUCUCUACACAAACCACUCUGGAAUACGUGUUGGAGUGAUACUGCUUCCUUGCUCAUCUAACAAUGAAAGAGUUUGGAGCAGCCUACGGAAACAGGAGAAGGAUAGAUCGUCUCAUCCGGUCGAAAUCAAUUCCAAGACUGUAUAUGCAGUUCUCAGACUACCCAAUGAGCUGGAAGCAUGCAGAUUGUCCAGAUAUGAGUUAGAGAUGAUGGAUGGCUUCCAGAUGGCCUUUUCAAGUGAACAUGAGUUCACGCAGUGCUGGAAAGAAACUCAUGCCAACAUGAACAUUUCUUUACCCUAUACUUCUAUCAGAAUACUUAGAACUCGGAGAAACGAUAUAGCGAUUGCUAGUACUGAAACGAUACUACCGCCCUCUGGAACUCUGAGAGACAAGACAGGAAAAAUUAGUGCUGAAAUGAUACCACUAAUUUGUAGGCUUAGACAGCUUGCACAGCCUACAAUCGCGACACUGGGUACCCACUUCCCAACUCUCUCUCCAGCCCCAGGCGUCAAGCCUGAAGUCCAGGGUUAA